This is a messenger RNA of Schistocerca americana (American grasshopper), 3892 nucleotides long. RefSeq names its product protein doublesex-like. Lineage: Eukaryota; Metazoa; Arthropoda; Insecta; Orthoptera; Acrididae. Bases 1 to 615 code for a protein of 204 amino acids. The record is from RefSeq and is a predicted model, not a curated record. The transcript has 5 exons.
AUGGGCGCCGCCGCCGCCGCAGCCGCCGCAGCCGCCAUCGUGGUGCCCGGAGAGGAACACUUGCGUCCCGUGGCGGCGGUGCAACCGCGCCACCUGGCCGACGGCAGCUGCGACUCGUCGUGUUCCCCGCCGCCGCCCGGAGGCCGUCGCGGAGAGUCGCCGUCGCAGCACCCCCUGCCGCUGAUGCACCACCAGACGCCGUCCGAUGGAUCACGACCAACGGAAGGGAGUAGAACUUACGGUGAAAACACGGAGGUUCUUCGGGAAUCAAUCCAGGCUAUUCUGGACACAUUCCGGUUCCCAGUGGAGACGUUACCUCUCAUCUACGUUGUUCUCAAGGACGCCAAGUCCGACGUCAAAGAAGCGUACAACCGCAUUCUGGAAGCGCAGGAGGAGCUGCGCUCGAUGGCGAUCCGCGAGGCGGCGCGCAUGUACCUGCACCACCCGACGUCGUACUACCUGUCGGCGGGCCCGUACCUGCCGCACACGGCCAUGUACCCGGCGCACACGCCGCCCGCCGUCUUCCCGCCGCCGCUGCACAUGGGGCCGCCGCUGCCCUUCGCCGUGCCGCCGUCGCCCGAGUCUCCGCCGCAGUCGCGACCGCCCACCAUGUAGCCAGCCGGCGCAGCACAGUUGUCGUCGACCGAAUGUUGCCAGCCAGUGAGUGCUCUGGAGCCGACGACUUGCUGAGUGAUCACCACCAUCGAGGCGUCGCGAGGUCUUGGGGACAGCCCAGGCGUCUGGUCCGCCUGCCCUCUGUCGGUCGUGUGGGGCGACAUAUCCUGGAAGAAGAUGGAGAGUGGAUAUUGGUAGUGAGCAUUAUGCACUUGCUAUUUUCGUGAUCAUUCAAAUUUUAAUAUGUAAUAUGUUACCCAGGAGGAAAAGUGAAAACAUGGUUGUGUAAGGAGUAAGAGACUAAAGAUAAAAAAUAUAACCGAACUGUACCAGACUAGUGGUAAGAUGUAGUAAGGUGCUGUGCAGUUUCCACCAUGUUAAGGGCGCCACAAAUGACUUUUUUGAUGUAGCAGUAAUAAGUAAAUAUUGUGCUGUGUAUGAAGUAAAGUGCUAAUAAUCCAAAGAUCUCAUAAUGAUGGUAGAAAUUAGGUCUCCAGAUCUACAAAUUUGGCGCAGGUGUGUCGAUGUGAAUGCAACCAACGUGUGACUUCUGCUGUCAUGUCUGAAAUGAAAACAAAAUGCUUCUAAUCUCUGGGAUGCGCACUACAUUCAGUUUCUUCAGCAUAUUCAGUGGAAAAAUAUCCUUAAUAGACACUUUCAACGUCAUCUUGGAGUUCAUGGAAGGAGCAGUACAUGCUGUAAUUUCAGUGCACACACACACACACACACACACACACACACACACACACACAUACCCACAGAGGAAAAAGUUAAAUGUGUUUGUAUAGCCACCUUGUAAACUUGCUAUAGAGUCAGGCAUUUUUAUGCAGUUUUAAAACAAUAUGAUAUUGUGAAAUAGUUUGGAAUAAAUGUUUAUUGGAGAGCCUGAACUAUGCCUGUUUAUUUUUCCCAUAAAAAGAAAAUUUUGUCAUAUUAAAUAAUGACAUUUUUAAAAUUUGGAACAGGAUAAAAAUAUGGAACAUCAUUCUUAUUUCUAACUUGUUAUGGUGGUAAUAGUUCCAACUGGAAAUUCAAUCGAAAAAUAAGUGUCAAACACUUUUUAGUUUGGACACAUUAUUGUUCAUAUCUAUUUGCCACUCUGUAUGUUAAUAUGUGAUUGUUUACUUUGGAGAAACUAUGAUGUGAACUCAUGUAUAUAAUUUAUUGUUGUCACCUGCUAUUAUUAUUCUAGAUUGUUGAGAGUAUUUCUGUUAUUACUACAGCUGUCCUAUAUACAUUAAUAUGGCUAUACUGUCAUUGUUAUUAACUGAGAACAGAAACUGGUGCUGUAAAUGGACCUAUGAAACAAUUAUAUUGUCUCAUCUGUUUAGGAGCUUUAUGUUUGACAUCUCAACACACUGCAAAGACUUGAUACAGUAAACCAAGAGAGAGACUACAUAGAGGGCAGGUGUCAAUGUGUUUUACUUGUUCCAAAAUCAGAAAUUAAUAAAUAACUUUUUAUUAAUUUUUAUAGCCAGCCAGCCUGCAGUUGUAAAUUAUUUAGUACUGAACAGCUCCUAUAAAGCAAAUAAAGUAAUUUUAGUGAUCUGCAAGAGCAGAAAAAGAUAAUGAACCUCUCUGCAAAGGGGUAUUCAUCACAUGUGUUGGAUUAAUACUAAGAUUUAAAGGCACAUUUCGAAAUAUUCUUUUCUGUACUCAAAAUUCUCCCAUGACUUACAUAGCAAAUUGGUAAUGACUGCCCAUUGAGUUACCUAUUGAUGUUCACUUGUGAGAAAGUAAAACAAAAAUGAUUGUGUUUUGUAGUCUACUUCAUCAAAAUUCCUCCACAUAUGUACACUAAUUUAAAUAUGACUUACUCCAAGUUGAUAUACAUUUACUGUUUCUCAAUAUAUAGAUCAUCUACAUCAAUAUAAAACUGUGUGAGCAUGUAAAACAGUUUUACUAUCAACUACAUAAAGAAGUACGUUUACUUGAUGUUAGAUGUAAUGAUGUUAAAUUAGGUGUAGAAAACACAUAGUUUUGAUGACAUAUAAUGAAUUCAUAAAUAUAUUUCCCACAAAUUCAAUACAAAUAGAUCGUAUUUGGCCAUAUUUAGCAGUCACUUUAUAUAUUGGUGUAUACAACACUCUUUAAUAUGAAAUUUCUAUUGAUGUCAAUGUUUAAAGAAGAAAUUUAGCUUCAGUGUUUUAUAAUAAAAUUAUAUUCUAUAUAUAAUUAUGUAAUUAGUAUUAUAUCGCCGAAAAUCUUCUAUUUUAGUAACAACACAGUUACUAAUAAACUUCUGUGUGUGUAUAAUAUUUCCCCAAAUUAUUCACACAGGCUUUGAAUGGCACAUUUAAUGGAAGAAGAUGGUUAUCUAUCUGAAUCAAAUAUAAAUUAAUAAUUGAAUCUUCAGAGAUAUGUAUAUAAACAAUUAUGUUUUCUAGAUGUUUUAAUUGAGGGGAAAUAAAAUGUGAAUGCUUUUAUGAAAAAUGUAAUGAGAGGCUAUAACCAUAAUAGCUAUUAUGAUCAAAUCAAUGAAGUUUCUAAAGCAUUGAGUACCAUUCUCUUUCUGUUCACAAGACUUCAAUUCUUCUAUUGCGUCCAUUUGCUGUAAAGAUAUUAUCAGAAUAUUUUUUAUAAUGUACACAGCAUGCCAAUCAUGGUCCUUAUACUUUUUUAAAAGAAUUGAUUUUUGUACUGUUGUACUUUAGAAAGGCAAACUUUUGAAAAAUAUUAUAGUUUCUUGAAGCCAAUAGCUAUAAGAAUUUAAAAGUAUUCACAAAGUAAUGAUGAAGACGACCUUCCAUUAAAAACAAAAAUUGUCAAUGACACAUCAGAACACCCAUCCGAAUUAAUUAUUAUAAUGUACUUAUUAAUGUUAUAUGUCAAUGGUAUAUGUGGUAGUGUGAAAUAUUAAUAUGUACACUGAUGCAGUGUGUAAAAGGCUAAGUUGUAUGUAAAUGCUUCAAAUUUGUGCAUGUAGUAUUACAUACCUAAUUCAAAAUAUAUAGUGUUGUUGUCUGAUUCAAAAUCAACUUUAUGUUGAAAAGUCUUAGUUGGGAAUGAAUGUUUGUUUUAACACAGAUUGCUUGGAGGACUUGUGAUAUCCUAUUCCCUCCUAUUUAUGUGCUAUGACCUCCUACAUAUUUUGUAACUGCUAUUACAAUUGUAAUAUUAAUGAAACUAGUAGCUAUAAUUAAAAUAUUUUCAAAUAUAUUAUUUAGCUUCUCUUAUUAAUAAUCGAUUUCAUUUUACACUACCCCAUUACUGUGACCUGCCAUACCAGUACAAAAUACUUAAAUGACAAAUCUGUAAGAAUUUGAUAUAAAAUACU